ACCAUUCGCACAAUCUGAAAUCCUAACACCUUUUCCCCAUUUCUCCUAACGCCGGCGACUCCUUACCUCUCACUAACCAGAAGACGACAUCACCUGAGGCUCUGAUCUUCACUCCUGCUGUUUCCGUUGAACUUGCUGCUGCGUUCUUCGUCAAUCUUUCUCUCGUUCUACGCUCAAUCUCACACGGUGAGCGGGUGAGAUUCACCGUCUGUCUCUAUCAUUCUCGGCUCAAUCCUUCAGAUGGCUUUGAGGGGUGCUUGGCAACUGCAGAAGCUGAUUGUGAGCUAUUGCGAUUGGGGUGGAAGUAGCAGAGGAAUAAGGGCAUUUAUGGAGUCUCAGUUGCCAGCUUUUAAGGAGAAGAAUCCUCAACUGGAGGUGGUUACAGAACUUAUUCGUGGUCAGCAUCCCCAUCUGAAGGGCUUCUACAAGAACCACAACCACCGGGUGAUAUGUGUUAAGAAUAUGGAUCCAGAAGACAUACUUCUCCAUGCGACCAGGCUAAGGAAUGCAUUAGGAAGAAAAGUUGUGAAACUGAGGACUAGACAUGUAACCAAGCACCCUAGUGUGCAAGGUACAUGGACGACUGCUGUGAGAUUUUAAUUCGCUCAGAUCCAUGUUACUAGGAAUCCUUCUUGCUGCGAAAGUCUAAGUUGCCCAGCUUUUAACCUGUCCCAAUCACUGCGAACUUAUCAAAUAUUUUCUUUUCUUCUGAUUGCUAUGAUUCUCUCUUCCUCCACUCUUAUAUUGCGCAGUAAACUGAGCUUUAACUGCAUCGCAGAUCAGGGUCAGUCAAAUGUAUUAUAUUAUUAAUACAUUUCACUCUUCUUCAGUUUUAGAGUAGCUUUUUCGUAGGCUUGGCUAACUUCGUUAGAUUCUGGUGAGAAAGAUUUAGAACUCCGGUCUUCUAACUUUAUGUAACGUGUGCAAUUGGUACUCUAA
Molecule: messenger RNA, 939 nt
Organism: Prosopis cineraria
Lineage: Eukaryota; Viridiplantae; Streptophyta; Magnoliopsida; Fabales; Fabaceae
Product: 54S ribosomal protein L51, mitochondrial
Exons: 4
Coding region: 241-600 (119 amino acids)
Biological process (GO): mitochondrial translation
Cellular component (GO): mitochondrial large ribosomal subunit
Molecular function (GO): structural constituent of ribosome
Source: RefSeq, a predicted model, not a curated record